This is a messenger RNA of Sorex araneus (European shrew), 1883 nucleotides long. It is a transcript of the gene CCDC38, whose product is annotated as coiled-coil domain containing 38. Lineage: Eukaryota; Metazoa; Chordata; Mammalia; Eulipotyphla; Soricidae. The transcript has 17 exons. Gene Ontology annotation, cellular component: centrosome. The record is from RefSeq and is a predicted model, not a curated record. Bases 153 to 1883 code for a protein of 576 amino acids.
GAAAGCCGAGGCCACGGCCCGAGGAGCAGACUUGGCGCUCACCCACUUGACGACUUCCUGAAGGAGAGGUUGAAACCGUUCCUACAUCCAAACUCGGGAUCACUCCUGGCGCACUCUGAAGAUUAUAUGGGGUACCAGGGAUCAAACCCAGAAUGCAAGUGCCGGCGGACAAGAUGUCGACCAAUGUGUUCUCAUUAGACUUUGCUGAUGAUGACAUGAAAGAAGCACGACCCAAUUAUGAGUCAGCCAAGGGAAACAAACCAUAUAAGGUGUUUUUCAGAGAUCUCUUCCUUUUCAAAGAAAAUGAGUUGGAAGCCAAGAAAAAGGAAAAAAUUAUAAGCCGCAACAUGAAAGUCUAUGAAAAGUCUACAUUUUCCUCCCGAAUGAAGAGUCGUUCUCAUCUGAGCCAGAUAGCAUUCCGUGGUGACACGAUUGGUUCCUUCGAAAAAUUUGGGCUUGAUCCCAGUCUUGUCCUCAGAUUAGCAGAAGGUACGGACUCAAAAAGGACUGUUUUUGAAUUUAUUAAGGAUCAGAGAGACAGGUUUCGCCUUGAGUACGCCCUGAGUACCAAAAGAAAUGCCAUAAAAAACUAUGAAAAAAGCAUGGCCAUGAGGGAAAGGCAGCUCAGGAAAGCAGAAAAAAGACUCCAAGAUGACGCAAUUGCUUUUGAAGAAUUCCUUCGAGAAAAUGACCAGAGAUCUGUAGAUGCUCUUAAAACGGCAGCACAAGAAACUAUUAAUAAACUCCAGAUGACAGCAGAGCUGAAGAAAGCCACUACAGAAAUGCAGGCAGUCAAAAGUGAAAUAGCAAAAACAGAAUUCCUCCUUAGAGAGUAUAUGAAAUACGGAUUUUUUCUGCUGAAGCUAUCUCCAAAGAAGUGGCAAGUCCAGCAAGCAAUGAAAAGGGCACAGAAAUCCAUGACUUCAGACAGUGUGGCAUUUCUUCUUCCAAGAAUAUUAAGAAUAAUUUCAAAGAAAACUGAGGACAGUAUUGAGGAGCCCCGGCCGUCUUUCACUUCAGACGAGACUUCAAAAGGAAAAGCGACCAGCCCGGCAGGAAAAGCAGCAAAAAAGUUUAUUCAUACUUUACAGAUGAAGAAAUCUGUGCCAAAGACACCAGAGAGCAUCAGCUCAGAAGACAGCCUGGAAUUCUUUCUAGAUGAUGAUAUGGACUACGAUCUGGAGCCAGAGAUUUAUUUCAAAGAGCCAGAUGAAUUGCUUCACGUCCUCACAGAGCUGGAAGAACAGAAUCUUACUUUGGUCCAAUACUCCCAAGAUAUAGAUGAAAAUCUCGAAGAUGUAAAUAAAAGAGAAAAAAUUAUACAGGAUAAAAUAAAUGACAACAUAGCGUUUAUUUUGGAGCAGAAGGAACUGCUUCGGGCUAACUGUGUGAGAGAAGAAGAAAAAGCUGCAGAACUGGAAUUAAGGUCCAGACUAUUUAGUUUUGGAGAAUUUAAUUCAGAGGCCCAGGAAAAACUGAUCGACUCUCUUAGUAAAAAAAUUAACCAAGUAUACAAAGUGUGUAUAGGAGAUGCUGAGGUGGGCAGCCUCAACUCUGUUCAAAAGCUGGUGAAAGUUGAGUCGCGUUUGGUAGAACUGAGUGAUCUCAUUGAUUCCAUCCCCCGAGAAAACGUGGAGGCAAUCGAGAGGAUCAAACAGAAAGAAAGGCGGCAAAAGUUGCGUGAAGAGAAACUGAAAGAAAAACAGCGACACCAGGAGGAAAGACUAAGAGCUGCCCUGGAAAGAGCAGUGGCACAGCCCAAGAAAAAGCUGGGAAGACGACUUAUCUAUCGUUCAAAGCCUCCUUCUGGUAACAAAUCUGAGCUACUUUUAGUUAAGGACUCAAGAGGAAGAGCAAUGCAGGACGACUACUUUUUCUCCUGA